AUGUCGUCGAUCUCUUUGCGGCUGACAUCGUUUCUGGGGUUGUUUCUGCUUUUGUGUAGCAGCUCAGUGGUGGUGGCACGGGAAAUUGGUUUCCCUCCACUCGCACCGUUGCAGGCAAACAAUGGUCAUGCUCAGUAUAGAUCGUCUUUCAACGAUGAGAAGCAGUCUCUUGUUGAUCUUGAUAAGUUUGCCGGCUUGACUACUUUUUCCAACCUCCCCUGGGUCCAUUGCUUGUCGGAAGAGGCGGACGUGGAAAAGUAUGACAUUGCCUUUCUGGGAGCUCCAUUCGACACGGCCACUACUGGAAGACCAGGAACCCGGUAUGGGCCGACGGGGAUUCGACUCGGCUCUCGACGGAUUGCUGCGACCUUCUCCUGGAGUCCUUAUACUCACGACAACCAUUUUCUGCAUUGGGCGCACAUCGUAGACUGCGGAGAUGUGCCCAUGACGUUUCUGGACAAUACCGUAGCCCUGAAACAACUGGAAACCGCUCAUAAGAUCGUCUCACGACGGCCGUCAAACGCAACGGAGGUCUCAACGGUCCCUCGCAUCAUCACACUCGGUGGCGACCAUACCACGACGCUAGUCGCCCUAAGGUCGACCUUUGACCACUGGGGACCCGUCAGCGUCAUUCACUUCGACAGCCACAUCGACACCUGGGACCCGAGCGUUCUCGGAGGCGGGUUUUCAGACUACGCGGGGUUGAACCACGGGACGUUUCUGCACAUUGCACACGAAGAAGGGCUGAUUCUCAACACUUCAGCACACGCGGGGAUUCGAGCACCUGCGCUCAACAAGAAAUACGACUGGAAGAACGACAAGCGAUGCGGGUUUGAAAUCAUCACGGCUCGAGAUAUCGACAAGAUCGGCGUUCAGGGCGUCAUCGAGAAGCUCAAGGCCCGCGUGGGUGACACGAACGUGUACAUCUCGGUCGACAUUGACGUCCUCGACCCUGCUUACGCGCCGGGCACCGGGACGGCCGAAGUGGGUGGAUGGACGACGCGGGAACUCCUCAGCAUUCUCGAUGGACUCGAAGGGUUAAAGGUCGUUGGCGCCGACGUCGUCGAAGUGGCGCCCGUCUAUGACAAUGCGGGAGAAACGACGGUGCUCGCGGCCGCCGAGGUUGCCGUUUCUCUGAUGGGGUUGAUGGUUGAGACUCCUGUGAAGCCUUUGUCGAAGGAGAAGGAGUAA
Exophiala spinifera is the source of this 1191-nucleotide messenger RNA. Its product is annotated as agmatinase. Gene Ontology annotation, molecular function: agmatinase activity; metal ion binding. The record is from RefSeq and is a predicted model, not a curated record. NCBI's taxonomy places the organism in Eukaryota, Fungi, Ascomycota, Eurotiomycetes, Chaetothyriales, Herpotrichiellaceae. The coding region runs from base 1 to 1191 and encodes 396 amino acids. The transcript is spliced from 2 exons.